Patiria miniata (bat star) is the source of this 14142-nucleotide messenger RNA. RefSeq names its product fibrillin-2-like. The transcript has 87 exons. Lineage: Eukaryota; Metazoa; Echinodermata; Asteroidea; Valvatida; Asterinidae. Gene Ontology annotation, cellular component: plasma membrane; protein-containing complex. Gene Ontology annotation, biological process: establishment or maintenance of epithelial cell apical/basal polarity; heterophilic cell-cell adhesion. The record is from RefSeq and is a predicted model, not a curated record. The coding region runs from base 804 to 13619 and encodes 4271 amino acids. Gene Ontology annotation, molecular function: protein binding; calcium ion binding.
AAAAAAGUCUAAACAGUUGAUGAGGUCAUGGUUCAUGAAAACGCGGCCAUUUUUAAAAGGCUGCAUGCGGUGCUUCGAGGUUUGCGCCACCCAUUCCUACCGGGGUGACCAUCCAAUUCCUCGGCAGCCUGGUGGUGGAGUUCAAAUGGCAGGCCACUGCAGGAGACUUUGAUAACUAUGAGGCCGUUUACUAUGAUGCGAAUGGGGUCGAAGUGGGAAGCGAUCUCAUCCCUAAGACCGAGACGUCCUUCAGGUAUUUGGUCGCUGAUGGCGUGGCGGCGUACUCAUUUCACACAGUGAAAGGCACCACUAGGAGUACGAGCUCGGCCCUGACGGCAUUACCCGCAGUUAAUUACAACAUUCAGUUGCCCCAUGCCGUACUUGCUGUACCCACGCACGAAUCUAUUACCAUCAGCUGGGCCGACGCACCCAAUCCUGCUGACAAUGUUGGGCAGUAUCUGAUCAGCCUGCAGCAGCCUGCAGGUACAACCAUUGCUCAAGCCACGGUUGACGCAGUGGCUGGUGCGACACACACCUUCCCGGGGCUGAACGUGGCCGAGGAGUACACGGUGAGAGUGGAUGCGGUUCUACAAGAUGGCCUGCCGGUGGAAGUUAACAUUGCUGAAAAUACUUACACUGUGCCGUACCCGCCAUCUAAUGGCAUCCUGCACAGGACGAGCAGCACCACAGGAACCCUGACCUGGGACGCAGCCCAAGCCCCUGUGGGCUACUAUGAGAUAAUCAUCACACCUCAAGGGGGUCAGCCCAGGGUCUACACCUACGCGCCGGGAACCACAGGGGUCAUGUUGGACAACCUGGAGAAUGGGGUGACUUAUAGUUACACUCUGAAGAAUGUUGUGAACACGGGAAACAUUGAUAUUAAGAGCGACUCCGCCGUUAUCACUCCAGUGUUACCAGCUGCAACUGGACUAAAUCCGCAACUCGAGGCGAUCACGGACCAUGGCAUGCAUCUAACUUGGACUCCCAGCACAACACAGGGACUACAGAGCUACCGAAUAACCGUCUUGGACAACGCCGGCAACGCGGUAGUCGUCAAUGACAUCCCGCCCACAGAGAGCUCUUUCACUCUGGUGGGUCUUGCCGAAGGAAUGAGCUACGAAUUGGUCCUGGAUGAAAUCGUCAAUGGGGAGAGCAAGUUUGCUGGCGUGGCGACUGGUAUCACAAAAACACCCCCGAAUGUGCAGUUAAACAGUGCCACCGCGCACACCAUGACGGUCUCAUGGAACACUGCCCUUACUGGCACUGCGGAGAGAUACCUAGUCAACGUUAUCAGCCAGGACGGAUCGUACACCAACCUGAUCCCCGUAGACAUUGCCAGCGCCGCGGCACCGUAUACGAUAACUGGGUUGCCAGCCGGGCUCACGUAUGAAGUUGGGGUAGAUGCAGUUGUUGGGGGAGCGCGGGUUGUAGUGGGCGCCUUGGCUGACCCAGCAAGCACAAGUACUUCCAUCGCUACCCAGGCAGUGACGACCGACCUGAUCCAAACAGCCUGGGAACAGAUUGACGGUGCCACCUACACCUUACUACUGACCAACCUAGGGGACGGUAGCACCCAGGAAGUCACCAUUGCUGACUCCCAGACUGUCAACCAUGCCUUCAUGGGACUGACCCCUGGCCAGCAUUACACCAUCGGUCUGACAGCUCACCUCAAUGGCGUGGACAUCCCUGGUGGCAUGGUGGCCGAAACAACAAUUCCGUUACCGCCAACCAAUAUCCAAGUGGCUACCACGGCCACUGACACUGUCUUGACCUGGAGCCCGCCUCCAAACACUCCUACCAACAUCUACGAGGGAUACCGUGUCUCCUACGUCGGAGCAGACGGGCAGGUUGUGAGCCAAGACCUGACGUUAGGCCAGACAACGUUCACUGCGCCAGUGGUUGACAACGGCCAGAAUAUCUUUGUGUACUCCACCAGUGGUACCCAGGUCAGCCAGCCUGGCUACCCAGUGUCGAAUUAUAAUGUGAACCUUAGUGGAGCCACGUCCAGUUCGCUGCAGCUCAACUACGACCGCUACGAGGGUGCAGGCUACCACAUUCUCCUGGUCCGUAAUGAUGGAACCAUCCAUGAAGAAAUCGUCGUUAACGACCCAGCAAUGCUGUCCCACACUUUCACCGGUCUCCAGCCUAGCACUGAGUACAGCACGGUGGUGACAGGCAUCAACACUGGUGGCGCGGGUACCUUCCUGCUGGGCACUGACACUGCCACAACUACUCCUGCUGUGGCGUUUGAUUACCAAUUGAGCACCACUCCUGUCACCACAACGACGAUGGACGUUGCCUGGCAACACAACGCCCUUGCCGGCUUUGAAAACUACAUUUUGACAUUGACAAAUGCAGGAGAUAGCAAUGAGAAGCAUACGUUCACUGUACCAGCAGGAGCCAACCCAGGCCAGGUUGUACCAGGCUUGACACCAGGAACCGACUAUUCCGUGGAAGUCUCUGGAGUCAUUGGGGGAAUCCCAUCAGUUGUUGCCAGCGCCCAACAGUCCACAGUUCCCGAACCGCCCAGCCUGACGCUCAUGGAGCAGAACCCAGACAAGACAGUCACCCUGAACUGGUUCCCGCCCACAAAUGGGGCUGCAGAAAACUACAUAAUCCGCUACGGGCCAUACGGCAGCACCAAUCUACAGGAGCAAAUACUGGGCUUCGGGGAGCAAACCUUCACGUUGCCGGCAUUCAACGAGAACCAGCAACACACUGUACAAAUCUUUUCCUCCAUCGGACCCAACCAGGAGCUGAUCAGUGCCCCAGGGGACAUCACGCCCUCGGGCGGAUUCACAACGAUCAUCAACCCUGUCUGUGAUGCAAACACAUGUUUGAACGGCGGCGUGUGUUCGAUAGAUCCAGCUAUUGGCUUCGUCUGUGCAUGCACCCCGGAGUACACUGGACUGAACUGUGAAACCCUACGAGAUGGGAACGAUUGUCAACCAAAACCAUGUACAAAUGGCCUUUGUGAAGAUGGAGUGAACACAUUCACAUGUGACUGUACUGGGACAGACUUCACGGGCACCUUGUGUGAAAAUCAGAUAAACAACUGUGCCCCCAACUCAUGUGUGAAUGGCCAGUGUGUGGACGGUGUUCUCACAUUCACCUGUAACUGUGCUGGGACAGACUUCACAGGGACCCUGUGUGAAAACCGAGUAAACGAUUGCCCAGCAACCAACCCAUGUCUGAAUGGUGGUACAUGUCAGGAUGGUACCACCCCUGGAGCAUAUUCUUGCCUGUGCCCAACUGGUUUCACUGGAAUGCUUUGUGAUAACAAUCCAAAUAACUGCAUCGGCACUACAUGUUUGAAUGGCGGUCUGUGUGUAGAUGGGGUCAAUGUGUUCACAUGUGACUGCUCACUGGUGGACUAUGAGGGAGAUGUCUGUCAAAAUCAGAUCAACAAUUGUCAACCCAAUCCUUGUCUCAAUGGUCAGUGUAUGGAUGGUGUACGCACUUUCACAUGUAACUGUGCAGGCACAGACUUCACCGGGACCUUGUGUGAAAACCAGAUAAACAACUGCAAUCCUGACCCAUGUGUGAAUGGCCAGUGUGUGGACGGUGUUCUCACAUUCACCUGUAACUGUGCUGGGACAGACUUCACAGGGACCCUGUGUGAAAACCGAGUAAACGAUUGCCCGGCAACCAACCCAUGUCUGAAUGGUGGUACAUGUCAGGAUGGUACCACCCCUGGAGCAUAUUCUUGCCUGUGCCCAACUGGUUUCACUGGAAUGCUUUGCGAUAACAAUCCAAAUAACUGCAUCGGCACUACAUGUUUGAAUGGCGGUCUGUGUGUAGAUGGGGUCAAUGUGUUCACAUGUGACUGCUCACUGGUGGACUAUGAGGGAGAUGUCUGCCAAAAUCAGAUCAACAAUUGUCAACCCAAUCCUUGUCUCAAUGGUCAGUGUGUGGAUGGUGUACGCACUUUCACAUGUAACUGUGCAGGCACAGACUUCACCGGGACCUUGUGUGAAAACCAGAUAAACAACUGCAAUCCUGACCCAUGUGUGAAUGGUCAGUGUGUGGACGGUGUUCUCACAUUCACCUGUAACUGUGCUGGGACAGACUUCACAGGGACCCUGUGUGAAAACCGAGUAAACGAUUGCCCAGCAACCAACCCAUGUCUGAAUGGUGGUACAUGUCAGGAUGGUACCACCCCUGGAGCAUAUUCUUGCCUGUGCCCAACUGGUUUCACUGGAAUGCUUUGCAAUAACAAUCCUGACGAUUGCAUCGGUAACCCGUGUCUGAAUAGUGGUCGAUGCAUAGACGGGGUGAACCAGUUUACCUGCGAUUGUUCGAUGGUGGACUAUGAGGGACAGAACUGUGAAACCCAGAUCAAUGAUUGUCAACCCAAUCAAUGUCGCAAUGGUCAGUGUGUGGAUGGUGUACGCACAUUCACAUGUAACUGUGCAGGCACAGACUUCACCGGGACCUUGUGUGAAAACCAGGUGAACAACUGUCUUCCCAACCCGUGUGUCAAUGGCCAGUGUGUGGACGGUGUUCUCACUUCCACAUGUGAUUGUCGCAAUACCGACUUCAGUGGACUUAGGUGUGAAAUCCCCAUUAACGAUUGUGCCUCCAAUCCUUGCGUCAACGGUGUGUGCCGAGAUGGAUUCCUUUCAUACACUUGCGACUGCACUGGUACGGAUUUCACGGGCACAAACUGCGAAACACAGAUUAACGACUGCCCGGUGCCGGACCCAUGUGAGAACGGCGGAACUUGUCUGGACGGAAGAACACCCGCCUACUCCUGUCAGUGCCUGCCAGGUUUCAGCGGAUUCCUCUGCAAUAAUGAUCCGAACCAGUGUGAUUCCAACCCCUGUGUCAACGGCAUAUGUUUUGAUGGCUCCAACAUGUACACCUGUAUCUGUGAUGGCACAGACUUCACAGGCACCAACUGUGAAAUACAAAUUGACAACUGUAGCCCCAACCCAUGUCAGAAUGGCGGGAGAUGUAUAGACGGUGUCCUGAGCUCCUCGUGUAGCUGUAUGGCAGGGUACCAGGGACUGCUCUGUGAGACGGAUGUGAAUGAGUGCAUCUCCAAUCCAUGUGAGAAUGGAGGUGCAUGUCAGGACCUGGUCAAUGCCUACUUGUGCAGCUGUCUGUCAGGAUUCCUUGGGCCAACGUGCUCUGUCAAUCCUGAUGAUUGUGCGGCCAACCCAUCUGUGAUCAAGUGUCUGAAUGGAGGCACCUGCCAGGAUGCAGUCAAUGGAUUCACCUGCCUCUGCCCAGCCUUCUUCUCUGGUGAUCGCUGUGAAAACAAUGACAAUGAAUGCGCUUCCAACCCUUGUGUGUUUGGUUUCUGUGUCGAUGGCGACAACCGAUUUGAUUGUAAUUGUUUCCCUGGAUACCAAGGAACCUUUUGUGAAACAAACACGAAUGAGUGUGUGAGCACUCCAUGCCAGCACAAUGGCCAGUGCAUUGACAUGGUCAACUUCUACCGCUGUGAAUGCACCGCAAAUUUCCAGGGAGUUCACUGCGAAACACCAAUGUCGGCGGACGUGGUGAUAACAGACAUGGCACCGAACCGGGUCCAAGGCAGCUUCACGGACAUCAUGGCCAACGACCCCCAGUCCACGUAUCGUGUCAAGGUCACCGACCCCCAGGGUCAGACGGUGCGGGAAGUGGAUUACACCGCGGCCGACGUGGUCAACGGCAUGGUCAAUUUCGACAUUGACGGCCUGUCACCGGGAACAGACUACACCCUGGACCUGUCGGUGACCGACGGCAAUGGCCAGACAUUUAUUCUGGACUCGCUGAACACGCGGACAACAACCAUUUGCAACACAAACAUCUGCUUGAAUGGAGGCACCUGCCGUGAGGUAGCCUCAGCGCUAGGCUACGAGUGCGACUGCCCAGUUGGCUUUGAAGGCACUAGGUGUGAAUCCGAUAUCGAUGAAUGCCGGAGUUCGCCAUGUCAGAACAGUGGCAACUGCCAGAAUCUGCAGGGUCAGUUUCGUUGCAACUGCGUGGGACCUUGGACCGGCCCUUUCUGCAAUGUCCCCCUAGCUGUCAACUUCAACGCGGGCGAUUCCACCACUGAGUCUGUGCAGGUCAUCUGGGACCAACCCACGGGCACCCAAGUACCCAACUACGUGGUCACCCUGGAGAACUUUGGGGGCGGGGUCCUGACCACGGCGACCGUGCCAUCCACGGACGUCGUCAAUGGCCUACUGGACUUCACGUUCCAUGCGCCUCAGCCGGGCACCAACUACGUGUCCAGACUCUAUGCACUGUUGGAUGACGGCACUCGCUGGCCAUUGGCGACCCUGACUACCAGUUCUGGUGCAAUAUGUACGACUGGUCCCUGUGAGAAUGGAGGAACCUGCAUUGAUGCCGCUGGUACCCCGCUAGGCUAUCGCUGCUUCUGUGUUGCCGGCUAUGAAGGCGACAACUGUCAAAUUGAAAUCAAUGAGUGCUUGAGCAACCCAUGUAAGAACAACGCACAAUGUGUGAACGCUGUGAAUGCAUUCUCCUGUGUCUGCACUAUUGGUUGGAUGGGAGUCUUGUGUAACAUCCCCACUUCCAACCUGUUCAUGCUUGGCGAGGUCACCACAAACACAGUGGAGGUCAACUGGCCCAGCAUCGAGGUGGACGGCACCGACUUCAUCUAUGAGGUAGAGGUGACGGACCCCAACGGCGUCUCAGGCACCAUUCAAAUCCCACAGGUACCCAACGCAGGCCCAAACUAUGUCUACAACCAACUGAUUACCGGCCUGCAGCCCUCCACUCAGUACCAGAUCCGACUGAUAGUCAGAGCUGAUGGGACUCCAUAUGUUGUGGGCACCCAAGUGCCUACCACCAAAAGUGUGUGCACGGAUCGUCAGCCCUGCCAGAAUCAAGGAUUCUGCAUCCCGGACACCAGUGCCACGGAAGGUUAUACCUGUCUGUGCCCUGACGGCUGGGCUGGUCUCAACUGUCACGAAGAUUUUCUGGAAUGCGCUAGUGGUCCCUGCAGGAAUGGUGGUCAGUGCAUGGAGCAGGUCCUGGGCUAUAACUGUGUGUGUACUCCACAGUACCAGGGACUGCACUGCCAAGUGGCUGUUACCAACACCCUGACAGUGACCGGCGUGACCCCCACCACAGCACAGCUGACCUUCCCUCCACUCAACGAUGCUACGGCGCAACUCUACUUCCUUACAGUCCGUGAGGAUGCCACUGGACAGGAGCUCACCGUCACUCUAUCCCCGGACCAGGCCCAAAAUGGCUUCAUCGUUCAAGACUUCGUCAGCCUGACGCCCACCACCAAGUACACAGCCUACCUGUCGGUGCUCAUGAAUGGGGAACCAGCUAAUCUCAACCUUGGUCAACGUGACGUCACCACCUUAAACAUUUGUGACUUCAUCACAUGCCAGAACGGUGGCACCUGCGUUCCAGACAACACUCUGGCGCUGUUCUACCGCUGUGACUGUCUGCCUGGCUUCAGUGGCCAGUUCUGCGGGGGAGAUGUUAAUAACUGUGCGGACCAGCCCUGUCUGAAUGGUGGUAUGUGUGUGGACAGGCAGGGAGGGUUUACCUGUAACUGUGCAGACGGCUACACUGGCCUGACCUGUAACAUACAGAUUGAUGAAUGUUCUCCCAACCCCUGCCUGAACAGUGGUCAGUGUGUGGAUAGAGUCAAUGGGUUUGACUGCGUCUGUGCUGCUGGCUACACCGGCAUCCUCUGCCAAACAAACAUAAAUGAAUGUGCCAGCAACCCCUGCCAGAACAGUGGCCUCUGUCAGGACGAUGUCAAUGCAUACAUCUGCAACUGCUCGCCGGGAUACCAGGGUACCAACUGCCAAGAGAAUAUCAAUGAGUGUCUGAGCAACCCUUGUGUAAACGGCGGGGCCUGCCGUGAUCAGGUCAAUCGCUACACCUGUGACUGCCCCACUGGCUUCUUUGGAGUACACUGUGAAUCAGAUUUUGACGACUGCGCUGCUUCCCCUUGUUUGAAUGGGGGACAGUGCACUGACCUGCCUAACUCAUUCCAGUGUGCAUGUCUUCCCGGCUACAGCGGCGUCAGAUGUGAAAAUGCCCCCAACCCCUGCGUUUCCACACCGUGUCAGAACCAGGGAGCAUGCUUGCCUCAGAAUGUAGGCUAUGUCUGUAUAUGCCAGGCCAGAUGGCGGGGAACCAACUGCGAAGAAGCUGUCAGUCCCUGCGAGAACCGACCGUGUCUGAAUGGAGGUAACUGUGUGGACUUGGUGGGGGGACUGUACAGAUGUGACUGCUUGCCAGGAUACCAGGGAGAGAUAUGUGACGUCAAUAUCAAUGAGUGCGUGUCCAACCCAUGCCAGAAUAACGGCAUCUGCAUGGAUCGAGUCAACCGCUACGAGUGCGUCUGCCUUAACAACUUUGCCGGGAGCAAUUGUGAAACAAACACGAGCCCUUGCAACAGCAACCCUUGUGUCAACGGCUUCUGCCUGGCCAACAAUGGUCUGUACUUUUGUUUCUGUACCAAUGGCUGGACGGGGCAGAACUGCGACACGCCGGAGGAUAGCCAGGAAUGCGCAAGCGCACCCUGCUUCAACGGCGGCACCUGCCUGGAGCAGUUCAACCGUUACACCUGUAUGUGCAGCUCAGGGUACACGGGGCUGAACUGUGAGGCCGACGUGAAUGAGUGUACGGCCACGCCGUUUCUGUGUCAGAAUGGGGGAAGAUGCGUCAAUUCCAUUGGGUCAUAUCGGUGCAUUUGUGAUGUCGGUUUUGAAGGCACUCACUGUGAAACACGCAUCAACCGUUGCACAGUUGGUUACUGCCUGAACGGAGGCACGUGUCGGGAAGGCUUUGUAGCCCUGACUUGCGACUGUGUCCCAGGCUUCCAGGGUAGCCGCUGCGAGCAGCAGGUUAACUUCUGUCUGGGCAUAGUGUGUCAAAACGGCGGGGUCUGCAUCCAGGGAGCUACUAGCUUCACCUGUCAGUGCCUGACGGGCUUCGGCGGCCUAAACUGCGAGAUCAAUAUAGACGACUGCACGCCCAACCCGUGUCUGAACGGCGGUCGUUGCCAAGAUGGCAUCAACUCGGCCAUUUGCAUCUGCCCGGCGGGCUUCACAGGCAACACCUGCGCCUCAAACAUUGAUGACUGCCGGACCCCCAACUUGUGUCUGAACGGCGCCACUUGCAUGGAUGGAGUCAACACCUACACUUGCCGCUGCCUGGCAGGAUUCACUGGUGACCGUUGUGAGGUGGAUAUCGCGGAAUGCAACAGCAACCCUUGUCUGAACGGCGGUGUCUGCAUCGAGCAGGUCAAUGGGUACUUCUGCCAGUGUCAGGCUGGUUUCACCGGGGACCGCUGUAUGACUGUCGUCAACAUUGAUGAAUGCAUUAGCAACCCCUGUCUGAACGGUGGCCAGUGCAUAGAUGGUCAGAGCUUUUACACCUGCCAGUGUAACCUUGGAUACCAAGGUCUCCGUUGUGAGACUAACAUUGACGAGUGUAGCAGCAACCCCUGUGCUAACGGGGGACAGUGUGUCGAUGACGUCAAUCGGUUCAUCUGUCUAUGCCAGGGAGGCUUCACUGGUCCCCUGUGCACCAUCAACCCAUGCACUAAUCACCGUUGUCAGAAUGGUGCCCAAUGUACUUCCUCAACGUCUGUUAUCUUAGGCUACAUCUGCCUUUGCCCAUCCACACACACAGGACAGUUCUGUGAGACACUUAUUGAUGGAGAUGAUUGUGCUCCAGUUAAUCCCUGCUCUAAUUCCGGGACUUGCAUCGAUGGAGUGAAUACCUACAGUUGCUCCUGUCUGCCUGGCUUCGCUGGCACACUGUGCCAGAUUAACAUCAAUGAUUGUGUCAGCCGCCCCUGCCUGAACGGUGGAUCUUGCGUGGAUGGAAUCAACCGUUACCAGUGUAACUGCCUAGCACAGUACAUGGGAAACCAGUGCGAGAUACGAAUCUAUACCCCCUGUCAGCCCAACCCGUGUCAAAAUUCUGGUACUUGUAAUGUCAUCAGUGCCAUUCAAAAUCUCUUUGCGUGUACCUGUCAGCAAGGCUACACUGGGACCACAUGCCAGACACCCCCACAGACACGCUGCGUGCCCAAUCCAUGUCUGAAUGGAGGAACAUGCAUGCCCAUUGGUUUCACCUCAUACUCCUGCGCCUGCCGCUCUGAAUACACCGGCCAGAACUGUGAAACUGUGAUCAUAAAUGAUCCCUGCAACUCCAACCCCUGCCAGAAUGGAGGAAGAUGCACACGGGGCAGCAGUGGGGCGGUAGUGUUUUAUUUCUGCACGUGCUUCAAUGGUUACACAGGAUUAAACUGCCAAACUAGACCGAGUCCAUGCGCAUCCAACCCUUGCCAGAAUGGCGGUGGCUGCUCUCUGCUGCCAAACAACAACUUUGCCUACUUCUGUAACUGCAUCAAUAACUACUUUGGGAUAAACUGCGAAAAUGCUAACCCAUGUGCAUCCAACCCAUGUGUUAAUGGAGGCACAUGCUCCAAUCGGAAUCAGGGAGCCAUCAUCAUCUAUGUGUGCAUGUGUCUGACGGGCUACUCAGGGGACCAGUGUCAAGUUGCACCGCCAAAUCCUUGCAACAAUCUACCGUGUAUGAAUGGAGGCCAGUGCUCAGUGUCCCCCACAAACCCUAGUGGAAUCAUAUGUACUUGCCAGCCCAACUAUUAUGGAGACAGAUGCCAGUUCUUAACCAAUCCCUGUACAUCCAAUCCAUGUAUGAAUGGUGGCAGCUGUGUGUCUCGCUUAGAUGGGGUCAGCUUCAUCUACCUAUGUCAGUGCCCUGCAGGCUACACUGGGGCACGAUGUAGCAUUCCACCAUCUGAUCCCUGCAUAACACAGCCCUGCCGUAAUGGCGGCAUUUGCACCAGAGUCAACAACUUUCAGUACACUUGCCAAUGUACCUCAGACUUCACUGGUGACAACUGCCAAACGCCUGCUACUACACCUUGCACUGUAAGGCCGUGCCUCAAUGGAGGGACUUGCUACGUCGUUGGCUCCAAUUUCAACUGUGUCUGUUUGGCAGGCUACUCGGGAACAACUUGCCAGUUUGUCAAUGCGUGUUCUCCCAAUAACCCAUGUCAGAAUGGUGGCAGGUGCUAUCAAAGUUCAGUAGGUAGCAGCCGCUACACGUGUGAGUGCCAAUUUGGAUACACGGGAACCAACUGCGAAACAGUUGUUCCCACAGCGUGUUCCACCAAUCCCUGCUUGAACAACGGUGUUUGUGUAGUUACUGGCCAGACCACGUACUCCUGUAACUGUAUCAGUGGCUACAGUGGCACUGUAUGCCAAACCAUAGUUGCCUGCACGCCCAAUCCUUGCUUAAACGGUGGAAGCUGUGGCAUCAAUCAGGCCAACAGACUGGUUCCGGUAUGCACCUGUGCCCAAGGAUACAAUGGAGAUCGGUGCCAGACCUCGAUGACCACACCGUGUAGCAACAACCCGUGCCGUAAUGGUGCUACCUGCGAAGUCAUGGGAACCUUCAGCUACCGAUGUCGAUGUCUGGCUGGCUACACUGGGCCUACCUGUGAAACCAUCAUGGCCUGCAACCCCAGCCCCUGCCAGAAUGGAGGAACCUGUAUGAUUAGCUUCAGCAACCCGGUUGAGUAUUUCUGUGUCUGCCAGGCAGGCGUCAGCGGAAACAAUUGCCAGUUUGUUUCCCAGACUCCAUGCAGCAGUAGUCCAUGCCAGAACGGUGGAAAUUGUGUUAAUCUAGACACAGUCCUCUUUGGUUGCAUCUGUCUGCAGGGAUACACUGGCACUAGAUGCGAAACCAUCGUUGCCUGUGCCUCCGCCCCAUGCCAAAACGGUGGCCUUUGUACGGUUAACAACGGCAACCCCACACAAAUGGUCUGUACAUGCCCACCAACACACACUGGCAACUUCUGUGAAAUAGUAAUUCCUGUGGUGAAUGUGUGCACCAUCAACCCGUGUCAGAAUGGUGGAGUCUGCAUACUUGAUUCUACACAGGCCAGUGGAUACAGAUGUCGCUGUACUAACGGCUUCACUGGAACCAACUGCGAUAACUUUGUGACUCUGUGUGCAUCGCCGUGCACCAAUGGUGGUAGCUGUAUCUAUGAUGAUUUCCAUGCUGUCUACACAUGUAGCUGCUUGACUGGCUUCUCAGGCCACCAAUGCCAAAUAUCUGCACCCUGUGGUGAGAACAUCACCCUGACAGAGGGUGAGCAGCGGCGCAUCACCAGCCCCAACUACCCCAACAACUACCAAGACAACCUGGUCUGCAUCUUCAACUUCCUGGCGUCCGGAACCAACCGACGGUUGAGCUUUGUAAUGGAGGAACUGGCCACCGAGUGCGAUCGAGAUCUGGUCCAAGUGGGUCAGGGCACGGACCCGACUGACCCAACCUCCGUCAUUAUGAGGGACUCUGGCACCAGCCUGAUGGCACCGUUCCAUGUGGACUCUCAGGACGCGUGGCUGAUGUUCACGUCGGACUUUUGGCAGACGGAGAAAGGUUUUUCCGUCGUGGUGCAAGACGUGCCGUUGGACUCGAUGGGCAAUAUGGGGGAUUGUCAGGAUAGCUUGUGCUUCAAUGGCGGAAUGUGUGUGGUCCGGCCUGGAAACCCUAACACACUGAUGUGUGUCUGCCAGGCUGGCUAUGGAGGGGAUAACUGUCAAACAAAUGUGGAUGAAUGCCAAAGCAACCCUUGCCAGUCCGGUGGGGAGUGUCGCGACGUCAUCAAUGGCUAUAUCUGUCUGUGCCCUGCAGGACGCGGUGGCCCCAACUGUGAAAUAACUACAGCCAACCCUUGCCAGGAUGAGCCUUGUCAGAAUGGAGCUAUGUGCUUUGAGCUUGCAGAUGGAUCAUAUGUUUGUGACUGCGUGGCGGGAUUCACUGGGCGGAAUUGUGAAACCACAAUAGCGGUCGGCAACCCAUGCUCCAGUUCCCCCUGCUUAAACGGAGGUUUCUGCCACAAUCUGGCUGAUCAGACACUCCUUUGUCUCUGCCCGAAGAACUACCAAGGAGUCUACUGUGAAAUCGUGUUAACGCUGUGCCAAAGCUCGCCAUGUUUCAACGGCGCCACCUGCGAUGACUCCAGUGGGAAUGUAGUCUGCCAAUGUCUUGAAGGUUACGUCGGAACCUUUUGUGAGACAGCAACCAGAGACUGUAUUUGCCAGAACGGAGGCAUUUGCUUCGGAGCCAACAACUGUAUUUGCCGACCGGGCUUUGGUGGCCAGUUCUGUGAUAUUAAUAUCAAUGAAUGUGCCAGCAACCCGUGUCAGAAUGACGCUGUAUGCCUCGAUGCAGAUGGUGCUUUUUUCUGUGUUUGUCCGACGGGUUUCUCCGGACUCACCUGCGACACCAGGGACCCGAAUAAUGCAGGACAGACUGGCAAUGAAAACGCUGGUGGUACAGAUGGAGGCACUAACAACUCAUUGGGCGUAGGUUGGAUCAUCCUGAUUGCUAUCCUGGGAUUACUGCUACUCCUACUGCUGCUGUUUGUGGUUGUCAGGUCCUGGAAGAAGUAUGAUGAUAGAUACUCUGAGGACAAGUCUCGCAUCCUGAGUGACUACGAGGACAACCUGCGAUACCAAGACAACCAGAGAAUGGAGAUGGGUAACAUUCUCCUGCCCGCUGCAGGAACAACCAGCGUUGCCCAUCUGAACACGAGAGAAGAACCUUGGCCGGUUAGCACUGACGAGAUGCCUACAAGUAACAUUUAGUCCACAGAAAAGUACUUAGACUUUUAAUAUAACUUCACAAUUUCCCUACAAUGGUUUGUAUAAAAUAAUAACCUUCUUUUUUUGUAAAGUGAAUUGAAAUAAUUAAGUCUUCCCAUAUUUAAUUGUGCACAUUAACACAUUAAAGUUUUUAAAAAUAUUGGAAACUAGAUAUAUACGUUUGGGUGGUAUAAUAACGUGGACAUUUUAUGCACAUUUGCUAUAAUAUCUAAAAAUAAGUGUACUUAUAUGAGGUUUUCAAUUUUCAAGUAUGGACAUUCUUUUAUUUCUAUGACUUUAUAUUCACUGAAAAUUUUUGUAAAACAGUAUGACCAAAGUAGUUCUCAGUUAUGACAAUAACUUAAAAGUUCUUGAAAGAGAUUUGGUUUUUGUGUAAUAUUUGUCUAAUAUUUCAGGUUUUUCCAGUGUUUGUAGCACUGAUUUUACAAUAUAUUGAAAAGAAAACUGAAUUAUGUAGUCGCAUUUAUGGGGCCAAAAUUGAUACAGUUUUUGUAUGUAUCAAUAU